Guyanagaster necrorhizus is the source of this 3276-nucleotide messenger RNA. RefSeq lists its product as uncharacterized. Gene Ontology annotation, biological process: transmembrane transport. The record is from RefSeq and is a predicted model, not a curated record. Lineage: Eukaryota; Fungi; Basidiomycota; Agaricomycetes; Agaricales; Physalacriaceae. Bases 1 to 3276 code for a protein of 1091 amino acids. Gene Ontology annotation, cellular component: membrane. The transcript has 6 exons.
AUGAGCUCAGCUCUUUUUGUCCUUUUCCCCUUCCUCCUCGUUCUCCCUAAUGUUCUCUGCGCACCUGCAGAUCUCACUUUUGACGACUGUUUCGAUCCUAAUGCCAAUGUUUCUGAAAAACUCACCGUCUCUAACGUUUACGCGCAGGUUCUUUAUAAUUCCAGCCUGCACAACUACCUCGAUCUCGUCGUCAUUGGCGAGACUCCCGUAGAAAUAAUAGGUCGCUCUGACUCGAGUUUGAACCUUGCCACCCUCUUUACAUCGACUUCCAUUCUGACAUUGAGCGCAUGGUCAAAUAGCUCAUACUUGUGCAGGAGCAUUCACCCUCCGGAUUCGGAACUCUCCUCUGUGAACGACACCAAUGAUGACUACUACUGCCCAAUACCCGCAGGUCCAUUCGCCCUGUCAGCUCAGAUACCAUGGGGAUCUGAUCGCGCUCUCACUACUCUCACUACUCGCUUGAGGGCCGUGGACACUUUCAGCAACGAAAUGUUGUGCAUUGACGUUGAGACUACCCCCUUGGCUCCCACCAAGAACGAGCCCUAUGGCGCGGCCGUAGCCAUAUUUUGGGGGACUGUUUCUUUGGCUAUUGCCUAUUGGGUCGUCGUUGGGAUAGCAAGGAUUGUUUCCGCUUGGAAUCGCGGUAUCAGCAGGCCAGGAAAGGGAUUAUGGGAGCGAGCUCAAAGCGCCGGGUUUAUAUUGGCUAGUGCGAUGAGUGGAGAGCGCUUCGCGACAUCGCCCGCCCUGUUGAGAUUCAGCACUCCCUCCAUGCGGGAUAUCAUUUUCCACACGCAAUGGUGCUCCGUCUUAGCCAUGGUCGCCGUGCAAUGGCCAGCUUUUGUAUAUCCUCUCUUGACUCAGACGGCUUGGGCUACCUUAUCAUACAACAUAACCCUCACUUCCGGUUCUGAUCACCAUUGGGACCCACUGUCGACAGCAUCAUAUAAUCCUCCUUCGGACUUCCAGAGCCAGAUGUCGAAUUCCUCGAAUGACCUAUACAUCAACUCUUCGAUCCCGAACAUACUCUUUAUGCUGCCAACAAAUGCCACUACUGGCAUGGAAGCAUUCGCCUACUCAGUGGGUGUACGUCCACAAGAUCUUUUUGGGAUCUGUCUCAUUCUCUUCCUGGGCAUUGCUGCGGCGGCUGUUGCGCUUUCAGCUCUCCUAUGGUUUGUUGACUAUCUCGCUGGAUUCUUAGGCGGAGCCAUGGGAUCGUCGCACUCCGGGAUGAAACACCUUGGCGGCACCCGGAGUCCGGCGUUUGGUAGUAAAGAUAUGCUGGAUAGUAGUGCCGUUGCCAAUGCCACCGCAGAAGAGAAUCGGUCACUGAAUGGCAAGGAUGCAUUGGGGAUAAUAAGACCGCCAUCUCGAUACACUCUUGGGUCUACCGGAGCCACUGGAAUGUCCUCUCGUAAGCCUUGGUGGAGGAUUCGGACGAGUUUGAGUUCUUUUCACGGCAGCGUUCUCCAUGGCAAUCUCGUCCGGAUACUCAUCCUGUUCCAUCUUCCCGUUACGGUAUUCUCUGUCUAUCAGAUGACGUUGCCUCGAUCAAGGGCCUCCAUGGCUUCCAUUGUUCUAGCGGGAUGUUCAUUUGCCAUCCUUUCCGUUUUGAUACCUACAAUACUAGUGAUCCGGGUACGGAUGACAACGACGAGCAAACUUUAUGAUGAAACCAGGACUUUACUGUCCCUUGGUCCGUUGUAUAACCACUACCGGCAUGGAUCCCAAAUGUUUGCCGGUCUAUUUUUCGCGACGAACGUUGCGUUUGGCUUAACUAUCGGCGCGGGUCAACACAGUGGCACUGCUCAGGCCAUUGUUAUCCUCGUCGUGGAAGUUGUAUCGGCGCUAGUGACGAGCAUAUGGUUACCCUGGGGGAAUGGUGCCAGUAUGGGGUUGAUCAGCUUCUUGUUCUGCGUUGGAAGGAUUGUAGUUGCUGUCUUGUUACUGAUUUUGACUCCUGCUCUUUCGAUUGGUGCCGGUGCCGGUGGUUGGGUAGCCUAUGGCGUCUUGGUCAUAUUGGCCCUGGUGUAUCUGGCACUAUUUCUCAUGCUUGUCGUCAAGUUCGUGGAAGCUCUAGUUCGAAUUGUUGGUAUGGUGGGCUUUGAGCGGAGCAGUCACAUUGUGGAUAGCGGUCUUCUUGGGGCAUGCGGCUUAGCAGGGUGCUGUGGAUCAAGGAAGCGACGAAGACCUCGCCGCUCGAACGACAAGAAGCCUCAGAGUGGGAAGGUACUGCCGAGAUACGAUAAUGCUGACUCCAAGCAUAUUCACAAACGCGACUCGGAUGUAUCGUCAUAUAUGCCCCCUGGCUCUCUGGGGACCGCAGUUGGUGCAAAGGGUUCUGUCAGUUCAGGUCCUCCACCCUCGGUAUUGAAACCAGAACACGCGCUUAGACCCUAUCGAGAAGAGAGCGAUGACGAAAAUGGCUACAUCAUGGGGGCAUGGCAGCCGUUCCAGACAAAAGCUUCGGGAUACAUUCCCGUUAAUGAUACUCCGACAAAAGCCCCUCCCACCUCCUCAGGGUUCUCGCGCGUGGGCGGUGGACGUGCUCAUAUCGAUUCUCCUUAUGCAAUUACUGCUGGCUCUACAAUCAAUGCAGGUUCAACGCAAACAUUCCCGUCUAUCCCCCACCAGGUACCGCAGCCCACGCAGCCCAAUGCAAGUACCGGAUCUCUGAAACGGCCAGAUGACGAUGACGAUACGCCUUCUUUAUCUGCGAACACAGCUGUACGGCAGCAACAAGAGUAUCACGCACGCACCGGGUCUCUACCCCCUGGAGCUAUGCCUCCCUUCCAUGUCCGAACAAAAUCACAAACGGCAAUCAUCGAGCACGCAGGGGGAGUCAAUCAAGCGGGCCCAUCAUACCCUACAGGACCUGCGAUAAGACCAGUCAGAGAUCCCACACCACCACCUACAGCGUUCAAUCUCAGGCACUCAAACCCUGGCCCAGACGACGACUACGGGUCAGAUACCGAUGUACCGAAGAAGAAACCGUGGUAUCACUUGCGGCGGCAUCGACCACAUAGCAGUGAAGGUACCAGUUCUACAGCCAAACCUCCAGAGGAAGAUACUCCGCCAAAUCUCGCACCCGCGUCAACUUCGGCUCCUCAGAGGUCGUUCGUGGUCAUCCGGAAACCACAGCAGUCCCCCGCGAGGUCGCAAAAGUUGUCCACGGGUUCUGAACCCGCAAACCUCCCUCCGUCGGCAGCCGAUGACUCAUCUGUACCAACGCGAAGAUCAUACCCUUCUCGGCCAGGUUCGUCGGGAGCUGGUAAGUAA